AUGAUGACUGAAGGCAACUUGUCAACUCUCGAGCAAUUAGUUCAAAUUUUAGAACAGACUCGGGGAAUCCACAUAGACGUUCCAAAUGCGUUGGUAAUAUUUUCAUUCGGGCUUUUAGAGGCGUCCCAUUCCACCCUAAAUGCCCUCCAAAACUUAGAGUAUAUCUCCACAGUCCUUCGCACCGAUCAUACGAAGCAACGGGAGGCCGAUGUUCUGACCGAUGUCAUUGGUAUUUGCUAUCAGCCAGCCAUGCUGGGGGGCCUAGGAAUAUACAAGCAUGAUCCUCUGACAGUACAACAACAAUCGGAAAUCUUGUUCCUUGUGGAUGCGUGGCUGGAAUCACUCAAUUCGGCCGACCGAGAAAAGUCAAUCCCUUGCCUUCUAACACAAAGGCCGGAAGGGCGCCGAGGAAUGACCAUGAGCGAAAAGAUAUUUGCGAUGCAUGAUUUAAAUCACGAAGGGGUUGUGGCUCCAGGCGACAUAAUUCGUGUUCAUGUCGAUUGGGUACUUGCCUCCGAGGUGUCUUGGGCAGGAAUGGAAAUGACCUAUAAUCAGCUAGGAAAGCCCGGAAUAUUUCGAAACGAUCGCUUCUGGCUUUCUGGAGACCAUGUUGUUGAUCCCAGGGUUAACGAACUACCUCAAGUGCAGGCACUGAUCAGUAUAAGCGAGAGAGCGAAGAAAACCUUCAAAAUGACGGAAUACCAAGGCAUGAAUUACACUAUUCUCCACACUGAGUUCUAUCGAGAGCGCGCGCAGCCCGGAAUGCUGGUUGUCGGCUCGGACUCACACACAUGUUCAUCAGGGGCAGUAGGUUGUCUCGCAAUUGGACUGGGUGCUGCGGAUACCACUUUACCAUUGGUAACAGGAGAAACGUGGUUCAAAGUCCCAGAGACCGUCAAUAUACGCCUGAUUGGAGCACCGAAGCCAGGUAUUGGGGGUAAAGAUAUCAUCUUGUAUAUCUUGCAAGUGCUUAAACGGAAUACUAUAGCAUCUGAUAGAAUCGUGGAGUUCACAGGCCCAGCACUCAGACAUUUGUCUCUUGAUACCCGAUUCGCAAUUUCAAACAUGACCACGGAACUUGGUGGAAUUACUGGCUUAUUUAUGCCUGAUGAAACCACCCACCAGUUCAUUAGUACGCGAAAACUUGCUCGCCACAAAUGCCAUGCAACGUACUUCAGGCCCGAUACCGAUGCGGAGUAUGCCGCAGUUCAUGAGAUCGACCUCACGAACGUGGGGUCUUUUAUCGCACGUUAUCCCAAGCCGGAUGACGUGGUUCCAGUGACAGAAGAAGAGGGAAUGGAAUUGAAUGGAUGUUUUAUCGGGGCAUGCACUACCACGGAGGAAGAUCUGAUCCUCGGUGCUCUAGUAAUGGAGCAAGCAAUGAAAAGAGGAUUAAAGCCUACCGGAAAGGGGAAGAGAAAGAUUGUUGCCGGUUCAAUGCCAAUACUGUAUCGCUUACGCGAACUGGGGUUAUGCGAUAUAUACGAAGACGCAGGAUUUGAGAUAGGCAUCCCUGGGUGCAGUUAUUGUGUCGGAAUGUCAGCCGACCAGGCCGUCCAAGGAGAGGUCUGGAUUUCCUCUCAGAAUCGCAAUUUCGAAAACCGAAUGGGCAAAGGUAAUGAGCAUUCUUCAAUGCCAUGGAAUAGUCGAUUGAGACCACAUGAUUUAGGUUCGAUUGGUCAUCUCGCCUCUGCAGCCACUGUUGCAGCAUCAUCAUUUGAAAUGAAGCUAGUCGAUCCUAGUGAUCUGCUUGCUGGGAUCGAUUUAAGCCGAUGGGACCAGCUCAGACCGGCAAGCAAACACUUUGGCGCAACUAACCCAAAGAGCGACGUGACAUAUUUUGAGCCAUGUGGUUGUGGUGAUUAUCCUAGUGCCUCGGCGCAGACCCAGAAACGAAGAGAGAAAAGGCGGCUAGAUAAAGAGGGAGAAAAACAGACUAAAAGAGUUCAAGGCAAAGUGCAGAGACUGGGCGAUUUCAUCGACACGGAUGCACUGGCCCCUGCUGAGUUUCUGAUUGGCAUGAAAAAUAACGCAGACGCUGGCAUGUGCUGUCUGGUGCAUACGCAUCCAAUAUUCCGUGAACGAGCCCGGCAGGGUUUCAAUGUUGUUGUUGGUGGUAAGGGUUUUGGUUGCGGGUCUUCACGCGAACAAGCAGUGAUGGCAUUAUUAGGCAAGUCAAGUCCGACAAUCUCACAGAAAACCGAAUCCGAGAUUUUUGACCACGGGUUUCUUUUAGGAUGCGGUGUUCAAUGUGUCAUAGCCAAAUCGUUUGCGUUCAUCUUCCAACGAAACAUGCCAAGCCUCGGGCUCCUAGGCAUCACAAUGGAAGAUGAGUCCUUCUUUCAACUUGCGAAUGGUGGAGUGUCAAUUUCCAUCGAUUUAAAUUCACGAAUUAUUGAAGUCGCUGGAAAGACGUUUGGAUUCAAACUCAGUCAAAUGGAAAGCGAAAUCUUCCAAUUUGGUGGGAUUGCUUCGGCUUUUGGGCUGUUCGGAAACAAGCUGCUUCAGACAAUAACCCCAACCAAAUCCCCUCCAGGGCCAAAAGAUGUGACAGUACAACAGCUGGAUAAACGAUUGCAGUGGUAA
Messenger RNA from Penicillium egyptiacum, 2586 nucleotides. NCBI's taxonomy places the organism in Eukaryota, Fungi, Ascomycota, Eurotiomycetes, Eurotiales, Aspergillaceae. The record is from the annotation of a GenBank genome assembly.